Aethina tumida (small hive beetle) is the source of this 10260-nucleotide messenger RNA. RefSeq lists its product as uncharacterized. Lineage: Eukaryota; Metazoa; Arthropoda; Insecta; Coleoptera; Nitidulidae. Gene Ontology annotation, cellular component: nucleus; chromatin. Gene Ontology annotation, biological process: regulation of DNA-templated transcription. The record is from RefSeq and is a predicted model, not a curated record. The transcript is spliced from 15 exons. The coding region runs from base 204 to 9791 and encodes 3195 amino acids. Gene Ontology annotation, molecular function: protein binding; histone H3K36 methyltransferase activity.
GUUUUCUAAUAAAAAUUUUACACUAAACAAAUUACUGCCAUGAUAUAGGCAUAUUUCAGUAGUAAACCAUUGUUAAAGGAGAGUGUCCAACCAUAACUUCUACAAAUCUUUAUUCACAACAAAACAAGUUGCCCCUUAGCAUUGUUUUAAAUUAUUCAAAUACAACAACGACCAAUAACUGAUGUAUCCUAAAUAAUAGUACAAUGGAGGCCACCGAAGACGAGGCGACAGGCGACUAUCUCGACUGGAAAUCCUAUCCACCACCCAUUGAAAAUGGAAAACGCAAAGUACAAUGGAAUCUUGAACGCGGCAAAAUCCUUGAUGGUCUGAAUAAUCCGCAAUUAGGUCAGUUGCCAGGCCUUUAUCAGGGUGAUUUGGAGUUGUGCAAUAACACCAUACCUGAGGAAGAAUCAAAAACUUCACUGAAAGUUUACAGUAAGGUACGGGAGAAGAAGUUUGAGACCUUUGGUUUGCCAGAUGACCCAAUAGACAUACAGGUUCAUUGCAUUAAAGAACUGAAAAUUAAUGGAGACCUGGAUCUAAAUGAAAUCAAUGUAAAACCAGUGUUCUUGGAUAUGGCUUUGAAUGCAAAGCCAUGGAAAAGUAAUUGGGACUUCAGCCUGGGCUCAGAUUUUUUGCCCAUGUGUGAGGAAGUACGGUUUAAAGCAGAAAGGGAGGUGGUUGAGAAAAAGAUUAGAACCCGGUCAUCAGUUAGAUCUGAUUCUUCGAGUGUGAGCAGUUUAUCUGAAGGGGUAAGUCACUUUUAUACAUCCACUCCAUUAAAGGUGAAAGCUGCUCAGUCUAAGAAUGCAUUCAGAAAAGGUACCAAACCAGUUUUAGUAUUAGAACCACAAAAUGAUGUUAACAAAGCUAAGACUGAUAGUAAGGCCAUCAUUGAAGAUGACACCCAAAGUACUCUUGAAACAGAGAAUGAAAAUUCUAGUACUAAUAGUGAUUCAUCUCAUAUAAAUACUAAUCAAAAUCUCUCUGAAGAUAGUUUAUUACAUGUAAAUAAAUCCAAAGAUGCAAUUAAAGAUCAGUUACCAAUAAAAAAACAAAGUUCUUCAACUAGCAGCAAAACAAAUUCAAAUACAAGUAAAGAAGGAAUAGCUGAUCUGAAAUUAUUAAGUAUUACUGACAUUAACACUGCCAAUAUAUCAACUGAGAAUUGUCCAGUUGUGUCUGCUAAGACCACACAAGCAAAUAAUGUUGAUAUUAACACUUCCACCAAAUAUUUUGAAAUAAAAGACAAUAAACUGCCAAAGGACUUUGAAAAUAUAAACCAAAGAUCAUCACAAAAGAAACUCAAAAAACAACAAAGUAAAUCUGAUAUUCAUACACAAGAAACUGAUACAACAAAACAACUACUACUCUCUUACAACACCAGUAAUUCUCAUUCUAACUCCAAGCAAAGAAUUACAUCUCCAGUUGUUCAGUCACAAUCCCAUUAUAUUCAAGAAAUUGCCAAUGAUUUGUUAAUGGAUGCUAGUUCAUUUAAAUCUGAACAUACUGAUGAGGAUGUCAUCAGGAUUGAGGAUGAAGAUGUUGUUUAUACCUUUAAGUGUUCCCAAAGUUCUUUUAGUAGUAACACUAGCAUUAAUCAUUCAACAGGAAUUGAAGGAAACUAUAGUGUCACAUAUCUUUCAAAUCUGGAUGGCGUUAAAGCAAAAACAAUGUCGAAAUCCAAGGAAGGAGCAACAAACACUGUUGAAACUGAAAACAAAAAACUGUUAGAUUUACCAGAAGAGAAAAAAACUACUUUGAUAAGUAGAAGUACUGAUUCAAGGAAUCUGGUAUCUAAAGAGAAAACUUUGAAAGAGGUGCCAAGUCCUGUUAAGAAAAAUAAUCAGUCAAAUACUCUUGAGAAAUCUGUAGACUUAAAAUCUUUUGCUGCCUCUACCUCAUCCACAUGCAAUUCAAGCAAUGAUGUUACUGCCUCAAAUAGUGAAGACAUAAAUUUAAGUUCACCUGAAGGAAUAACCACUAGUCCAAGAAAACACAGAUCGCAUUCGUUCUUUGGUGUCAGCCCAACAAAACGAGUUUCUAUGCAACGUUGCGUUUCAUUGCCGGGCACUAUUGUUCCCAAUGAGCGGUUCAUGCUACAGUGCGAUGAGAUUUUUAUGCUCCUCAGAAAUUACCAAUGCAAUGAAGAGGACAAGCAAGCAAUCAUUGACGGGAUAAUCAAAGACGAAAAGGUCAACCACAUCAAACAACGUUUGAGGUCGAAGAAGUCCGUGUCACAAACAGUUGAGGGUGUGCAUAAAACUGGGCAAUCUUCUGAGGCAAUUGCGAGGGAUGAGAAGAUGUUGGCCAAAACUAUGGGUUGUAAGGAAUGUAAGCGUCCUAAUCGAAAGCCCAAAAGUGCCCGCACAAAGCGAAUAGAGAGAAGGAAAAGGUUAAAUAAUUUUGUUGUAGAAAAGAAGAAAAGGUAUUGGUCAGAUGACACAAGUUUCGAGCCAGAGAAUUCAAGCACCAACGAAAAAUCCACCGACAAUAUUAUGAUGAAUGAUAAAAUAUUAUCUAGGUCAUCAUCUAGGUCUUUAAGGAACCACAAGUUAGCUGCGUCCAAUAAUAAGACUGAAGUAAUUAUUGGUAUGAACUUGGAUGAAAAACUAUUACCUCCACAACCGCAAACAUCUAACGAAUAUAAAAUUCUGAAAGAAGAAACGUCCAUGAAAAAAAACAUGAGGUCGACCAGGUCGGGGAAGCCUUUGCAAGCAUUGGAUAUCCAAGAAAAUUUUACGGAUGUUGAAGAAAAAAAAUCUAAGCAAAUAAUUAAUGUGGAAACUACUACUGUAAAAUUGAAUAAUUCAUCUGACCUUCAAACAGAUGAUCCUGAAUCAUUACAGUUUACUAAAAACAAUUUUGUUCCCAGGAAGGAUGAGAAUAAAUCGUCAGAAAUAAGCAAUGAAGAAAACGAAUUACCAAAAGAAAUUAUGGACAACUCAGUUAGAAGGAGGAAAUCAUUAAGGUUGGUCAAAACAUUAGAAUCGCCGACUCCUUUGGAAACAAAGAAAGAUAUAAAAAUUAAUUUACCAAAGGACAUAAACUUACUACAAAAAUUAAUUGCGGAUCAAAUAUCUCUUGAGUCAAAUCAUGAAAAAGACAGUAUUAAGGGAGUCACUACUCUUGUACCACACCAAAGUCUUCCAGAAAAUGAACAAGGUAGUUUAACAAAGGUCCGGCGGUCACUAAGGCUGCAAGAUUCUGCUGUUCCGAAAAAGGAUUUAGUUCAGAAUGAAAAUGAAACAAAUGACUCUAUAAUUGAUUUAGAUGUACAAAAAGCCCAGAAAAGUCCAACGCCAGUUAAGAAGUUCCAGGAUUUAAAGAAUGACGAAAAUGUAAUGGAAAUUAACACAAAUGACGUUGCAAUUAAUUCAAUUAAGCAAAAAACGAAGAAAAGUUCAUCGCAGGUUAAAAAUAGAAGAUCACCAAGACUUUCUCAGGUGGAAGUAGUAAAUCAAUCUACUGAAACUGAAAUUGACAAUAAAAUCAGUAAUGAUGACAUUGAUGUAAGUGUUACUCAGACAGAAUCUCAACUUUUCAAGGAGCCUGAAGUUAAAGAACAAAUACAAAAGGGAAGUUUCAAGGAUACAGAGUUAGGAUUUGAAAAUGUUAAAAAUGAGGUCAUUACUGAUACAGAUUUUCAACGUGGCGAGAAAAGUCCUUCAAUAGUCAAAUAUAGAAGAUCUCCAAGGUUUGAAUUGGUCAAUAAAUUGAAUGAAUGUAGUCCUGAAAUCUAUGAAUAUAUAAAUAAUGGUAAAAGUAUUCAUAUUAGUGAUAAUGAAAAAGAUAUAAAAAUAAAAAAUAACAAUGAACUUGAUAGUUACACAGAUUUAGAUAAUUCUUCUAAAGUAAAAAUAGAAGACAAGAAUAAAGUUCAGAAAGUAAAUAAUGAAGACUCCAAUAAUCUGAUUGAGGCAAGUUGUCAAGACACUGAAAAAUUCCCUUUUGAACGUAUAAAUCAAUUACCAGAAACCACUGAGCCACAUACAGAUGUUGAAGUCAUUGAAACGAGUCCAGUCAAAGCCGUAAAUAGAUCAACCAGAAAGUUAACGUUGGAUGAAUCAAACAAUGUAGAGUUUUGUGAUACCAAAAAUUCCGGAAAUAAAAUUGAAGCAAAAGAUGUAACUCAUGAAUCUAGUUCUAAUGAAGUGAAAAUUCGGCGAUCAUCACGUCUUACGAAGGAGCUUCAGGCUGUUGUUGAUCCAGAUUUGAAUAACACAGGCAAACAUCUAUCAAAAGCCCUUAGUGGAAAUUUACUAAAUAAUUCUAAGUUGGAUGUUGCCGUACAAAUUAGCGAAAUAACUAAUUAUACGAAAGCAAAUGAUAAAGAUUUCCAAAAGACGGAAAAAAUUCCACCAGAUUUAGUAAGUAAAAUAUCGUCAAAUUGUGAUUCUAAAGCUGAAACAAACAUCAUUGAAUCAAUUACUGACACAGAAAGUCCAACUCAAUUCAAAAGCAAUUUGCUCAGAAAUUCUGAGUCAGAUUUUAUAUAUAAAAUCGAUAAAGUAACAAGUUUUUCUCAGGAGUAUGAAAUUAAAAAGGAGUGCCUGGAUGAACUGGAUGAUGAAGAAAUCGAAAUGGAGGACGUACAGGAUAGAUGUGGCUUCGAAACUUACGUUGAAAGUUACAGAAAGAGUCCACCACUAACUAAAAUUGGAAAGUUACUUUCUCAUUUAAAAAUGGAACAAAAAGUUAACGUCAUUGGUAAAAACGUUUCCGAUGUUCAUGAAGAUGAAAUAAAUAAAUCUACUGAACAAACUAACUCAACUACCCUGGAAAUUUUGCCUGCAUCCAGCCACGAUGAAGAAGUAACAGUCGUAAGUGAGAAGGUUAAAGUUACAACUGUUUCAACUAUCAAAAAGGAAAAAGGAAUUGGGGAAACAAGUCUGUACGAAGUGGGACCGAAUAACGAAUUUUUUGCUGAACCACAUCUCCAAAACAUUCCAUCAAAUAUAAUAACACCAAAUUCUGAAUCAGAAGUUGUUGAUAAAAGGAACAUCAUUGGAUCUUUUAGUGAUAACUACGAUAUGAAAAUUAAAUUGGGCACAACUCUUGUAGAAUGUAAUACUAUUGGAAUGGAAUCUCCAACCCUUCUUGAAUAUGCUGAGGCCAAAACUCUUGUAAGGACCAAUUCUGAAGCAGAUAUUGAUAAAAGAAUCACCGAGUGUUUUAAACAAACCUCCAACAAAGUAAAUCAUGCACCUGAUGUACAACUUCACUCGCCUGAAGAAAAAAGUCAACACAUAGAAGUAAAGAAUUUCAAAGAUGAACCUAGUAGCAUGAUGGAAGAUAAUUCCGAUGACUCUGAAACGUUAAAACAAAUUAAACGACGAUCAUUAAGACUUCAAGCAUUGGAGGAAAAUAAAAGCACUGUUCAGACCGAGACAAACAGCCCAAAAAGAUCCCCAAGGAAGUCGACGAGUGAUGCAAUUUCAUCCACUAAUAAUAAUGACGUAGCAAUUGUUGAGGUGGCAAUUGCGUCACCCGUGCUUAUAAACGAUGAAGACAAUUUCGAGGAGCAUUUAUCAGAUGAUGACUUACCUUUAGGUUUUCACUUGAAAAAUGUGCUAUUAUCCAAAAAUAAUGCUCCCAUCUCCCUUACUAAAGAGGGGGACACUGAUUAUGAAGAGGAUGAUACCAAACCAUUGAGUGAAUUACUUCAUCAAACUGGUAGCUCUUCGUCAAUAGCGGAUAACAAGAUAAAGCAUGAAUCAAACAAUGAUAAGUCAACAGAUAAUAAGACAAUUAAGAUAGAAGUAAAACAUGAGAGUGAAGAAGGAUUAUACAAUAAUAAGAGGUUUCAUCCAAAGAGUUUAUUAAACCCCAGUGUUUUCCAUCCUGGCGAUUUAGUUUGGUCUAGGAUUGGAAAGUAUUCAUAUUGGCCCAGCAUUAUCAUUGAGGAACCAGAAACAAAGUUAUAUCAUAAACGCAUCGGAGUAAAAUCCAGUAAUAUGACGUAUCAUGUGCGAUUCUUUGCGGACCAAGGCAGAAGAGCUUGGGUUAAAGACACAAAUCUGCUCUCUUACUCAAGUCCACAUGACUUGGAUGAUCUCAUUGAUAUGCUUAAAGAUAAUAAAGAGUUUUCAACAAUUUUUGAAGCUUGUAAAGUCAAACCUACAUGGAGGAGCCGUUGGGUACUCGGUGUGGAAGAAGCUGAAAAUAUCAAAAAUAAAACUUACGCUGAAAAGGAGGCCUUCUUUCUGGAGAUAUUAGCAAAAGGUAAUAAGAAGGAGCAAAAGACCAAAGUCGCCGCGAUCAAGGUCGAAGAUGAUGACAGCGUGAAGAGUGCAUCUUCUAGUCAAAAGUACACCAAGCGCAAACGCUCAAUAAUAAAUGUCAAGGAGGAACCAGACAAGGAACAAUCCAGUGAGGCCUCUCCGAGACUGCGCAAGCGCAAAAAGGCAUCGGACGAUGAGAGUUCAGAAACCGGUUCCAAAGCCAGCGAUGAAAGCAACAUGGCAGCUCAAAAGGCGCACUUUAACAAAAACAAGCUCUUCAGGGGUGUGACCAAAGACCGGGCUUGUCAGUUUUGUUACAAGUUCGGCAGUGACGUAAACAGGUGCAAGGGUAAAUGUUGGGCAAAUUAUCACUAUUCAUGUACUAUGCAAUUUCUGGAUGGAACGCUUCGAAUUGAAGAGGUGCAUGGUCUUGAAAUUGGGACGUCCAGGAGGAUCUUUGAUAAUGUUAAGUACGAGGAGGGACAUCAGUCCGUAACCGAGACCAAAGACGUCAAGAAUAUGGAGCAAUCUCCGAAAAUUGAGCAGGUUGAAUCAGGUCACACUCGGUCACGUUCAAAAGUUAAGAAAAUAAAUGGAACGUCAGUAGGUAAUGUACAGAUUGUCACCGUUGUUUCUAAGAAAAAUCAAGCAUCGCCGGUUAAAGUUUUCCCACCGAACUUCAGCCAAAUGACACUCUCCGAACAAAUUGACUACAAAAUGAAGGAAAUCAUGAAGAAAUUUGACAACGGGGAUACUCAAUAUUUCGAAUCUACGGAUUCUAGUUGUGACGAAGCUCCUAAGGAUUUAAACGUUGUUAAAUCUAGGUUCGUGUAUUCUAAGCAGGACGAUGCAACUGAUGAGCAAUCGGAAUUGUCUAGGGCGACGGAAGUUAAUGAAGAAUCUAACGAGAAAAAAGAAUUACAAAAACUCAACAACUUUUUGGGUUUUCACAACAAUGAAUGUGAGCUAGUUCACAAUGGAGACUGCAUUUUAACUGAGGCAACUGAUGAGACGGAGAAACAUGAAGUUAAUUCCUCGGAAGAGAAAAAAGGAAUAACAGAAAGUCAAGAUUACAUUGAAUCAGAAACUACACAGAAUGAAGAUGAUAAAGAGGUGGAAAAAUCUAAACCUGAACGAACGAGAGGUCGUUCGAAAAAAAGGAAGGACGGGAAACAAAAAUCUAAAAAAUUAGGUUCAGAUGAAGUACGAAAAAAAAUUCAGCACGUGACUGCGGACACCGAAAUUUUCCAAGAGGAAGUUGCGACAAAUGUGGAAGUCAAAAACUACAAGUGUGGCUUCUGCACAACGAAUACGGAUCCGUAUUGCUCGGCCUGCAUGAAUUUCGAAUCUCCCACCGGAUGCGCCGUUCGUCAGAAGUGCAGCGUUAACUAUUGUGGCAAGUACUACCACCUGGAGUGCCUGAAACUGUGGCCGCAAGUGUCGUGGCAUCUCAGCCAAACGGUCCAGAACAACGACUACGUGGACCAGUUCGUGUGUCCGGCCCAUUCGUGCCACACGUGCGUUUCCGACGAUCCGAGGACGUCCAGCGACCGUCGCAGCCCCGCCGACAAGCUGGCCCGUUGCAUGAGGUGUCCCGCGGCCUAUCAUCAGACGGCGAUUUGUGUGCCGGCCGGCAGCGAAAUAAUCUCAUUCACGCAACUCGUGUGUCCCAGACAUCCACGAGGUAACAAGAAACCGCCAGUGUCGAACACUAAUUGGUGUUUCAUUUGUUCGAGAGGGGGCAAUUUGGUGUGUUGUGAGACAUGCCCAGUCAGCACACACGCUUCUUGCGUAAAGAAAACCAUAGCACCAGAAGAGAAGUUCAUAUGCGACGACUGCGAGUCCGGUCGUUUCCCACUGUACGACGAAGUCGUGUGGUGCAAACUGGGCAACUAUAGGUGGUGGCCCGGCAUCGUGCUCUAUCCCAACGAAAUUCCCGAUAAUAUACUGAAAAUUCCGCACAAUCGUGGGGAGUUCGUGGUAAUGUUUUACGGCACGUACGACCACUACUGGUUUUCGAAGGGCAGGACGUUUCUGUUCACUAAAGGGGACAAGGGUGGUAAUAAAAAUCAAAAACACAACUAUGAACAGCGAUUUAGGACGGCCAUUGCGGAAGCGACGGCUGCAUAUGAUGUAAAAAAAGAGUUUUAUGAACAGAUGCAAGUCAAGUUGAUUGAGUCUAUGAACGGUAACAAACCUCCACGGUACGUCAAACUUAAAAUAAACAAACCCGUUGGUGGCGUGAAGCAGUUUGACCCCAAUUUGAGCAACACACAGGCUUGCGAAUGUGACCCUACAACAGCCUAUCCUUGUGGGCCCGACAGCUACUGCCUCAACAGAAUAUUAAUGACGGAAUGUAAUCCGGAGAUUUGUCCAGCUGGGGAGAGAUGUUGCAACCAACGCUUCGACAAAAGGGAAUACCCACCAUUGGUUCCAUGUAAAACGAAAGAACGAGGUUGGGGAUUAAAGUCGCUUUCCCCCAUAAGAAAGGGGCAGUUCGUAAUUGAAUAUGUGGGGGAGAUUAUCGAUGAUGCCGAAUACCAGAGGCGGAUUAAGAAGAUGCACGAGUGUCACGAGGAAAAUUACUAUUUCCUCACCAUCGAUAAAGAUCGAAUGUUGGAUGCUGGCCCGAAAGGAAACGUUGCGAGGUUUAUGAACCAUUCUUGUCAGCCGAAUUGUGAGACGCAGAAGUGGACGGUGAAAGGUGACAUGAGGGUUGGAUUGUUCGCCCUUUAUGACAUACCUGCAGAGACUGAACUCACGUUUAACUACAAUUUGGAGUGCGUGGGCAAGGAAAAAAAAGUCUGUAGAUGUGGUGCGCCCAAUUGCACCGGAUUUAUAGGAGGCAAAGUCAAUAAGGCGGACAAUGUCAACACUAAGCCAAAGAAAAAAAUAAAAAAUAAAAAGAAAAAUAAACCGGAGACCGUCCCCCAGGUGCCUCCAUGUUUCAUUUGCGGGCAAAGUGGAGCAGUGGAAGCGUGCAACAAUAAAAACUGUACAAAGACAUAUCAUCUUAACUGUUUGAAUUUAGAUAAGUGGCCAGAAGGUAACAAGUUCAUAUGUCCGUGGCAUAAUUGCAACGAGUGUUCGAAGAGGACGAUACGUUGCUGCAUAAAAUGCACAAACUCGUAUUGUCCGCAGCAUUCAGAGGGUAACAUUAGGCAUGACAGGCAAUUGGGAUUCGUUUGUUCACAACAUGAACCCAGCUCCACAUCCACCAGAGAACCACAGCCCGGCCCUUCGAAGGUAAAAGAGGCAUCGUCGACCGGCGAAUCGACUUCAACGUCAGAAGACGAGGCUCAACCGGAUAAUGAGGAUGACAAAAACAAACCUGGAACUAGUAAGAUUAAACUCGAAAAUAAAAUCUCAACUUCUGGCUCGUCCUCCAGUGAAGAGGCACCUUCAACAAGUAAAAAAAGGCUGAGGAACAGACGAAGCAGUGGGGAAAUAUCAAUUUUGAACAGAAGCUCAAAACGGACCAAAACUAAUAUUACCCAAAGUGAUAAUGACCCAAGGUCUAGCUUAUCACCUGCAAAGAAAACGCAUGAGAACCGCGAUACCAAAUAGACUUUGAAAGUUUUUAAAUUUCCAAUAUACAUCUGCGUAUUUUUAUUCCGAAUCGAUUUCAUACUAAUGUAGUUAUGUAAAUAAGCGUGUUUGUGGAGUUUUUACUUGAGUCGCAUUGAGAAUGUAAUAUUUCUAUACUUUGAAGACUGAAAUACUUAUACAAUCAGAGUUUAUUUAAAAAAAAUAGUGUUUUAAUUUUAUCUGGUCUAGUUGUAUGUUUAUAUUUUUCUGUUACUAAGUAUUUGUACAAGACGUAAAACAAUCUGUACGUUUUUUUUAUACUGUGCGUUAGUUUUUUUUGUUUAUAAUUGUAAUUUAAAUAUUGUACAAAUAGAUAACAUUUUUCAUUUUGUUAAUAAAAUUUAUGUUUAUAGUUUUAUGAAUAUUUUUUUAUUUUGUAUAGUUAGAAUAUUAUUUCAUUUAUGAGUAUUUAUUUAUUUUAGUAAACUUUAAAUAAAUUUUAUAUGCA